Molecule: messenger RNA, 639 nt
Organism: Ramularia collo-cygni
Lineage: Eukaryota; Fungi; Ascomycota; Dothideomycetes; Mycosphaerellales; Mycosphaerellaceae
Exons: 1
Coding region: 1-639 (212 amino acids)
Source: RefSeq, a predicted model, not a curated record
AUGCUCCUCAACGACCCGGGAAAAGCGUCAGCUCCACGGAGCAUUUACCUCGUAGGCGCGCCAUGCACUGGGAAAACGACCAUUCUCAAUGCCCUCCGCCAACAGUACACCGCCAACCAUACUUCGUGCGACUUUGCACAGCCUGCGUACAUCAUCGAGGUCGCACGGCGGCUGCUGGGAGAUCUUCAAAUUGACCGAGAAGACAUCGGGAACUCGCCUGCCAAAUGCCUGAAACUCCAAGAAGCCAUUCUCCAAGCACAGUACAGAGCGGAACUGGCAUCCCCACAGGACGCGUCGUCGUGGUACAUCUCCGACCGCUCCGGACUGGAUCCGAUUGUCUUCACACAGCUGUAUGUUGGGAGUGCCGCUGCGGACAAGCUACUAGCAUCGCCUACUUGGGAAGCUCUGGAACUGAACAUGAAGCAAGGAUUGGUUUUUCUGUGUGAGUCGGGCUGCAGCUGGCUGACAGAUGAUGGAGUCCGAUUGAUGCCUCGGGAUAUGAACGAGUGGCUACGUUUCGAUCAGACGUUCGAGCAACUCUUGGAGGCCAGGGGAAUCCACUACGUUCGAAUCCCAGCGAUUAUUUCUGAUGUCAAGGAGCGAGUCGGCCUGGUCAUAAGCUCUCAUCGUCGGCGCUGA